CAGGCUUGAGCCGCUCUAGGAUAUUGAGGUCUAGGCGGCUUUGGGAAGAAUCUACUUCUUCGGAGACAGUAGGGAUACACAAGUGCUGAUGGCUUCGUGUUCCAGAAAGCUGAGGUCUUGUGCCUUGUGGCUUGUAUUCUUUUUAUUCUGGCAACUCCAGCUGGCAAGCAAGGAAGACGGCUUGACGGCUGACACAACACAGGUUCUGAAUGAAGGCACCCAUGAAGAUGCCAGCUUAAUGGACACUAGCAAUAGCGAUUCUACCAUUACUGACAAUGAUGGUGAAUUAAGCCUGUCAGGUACCAGCAACAGUGACCACCUUACUGCGGACACCAACCAUGUUGGAACACUGAAAGCAAUCAGCAACAGUGGCCAUGCUUCUGCUAGCACAGAACACGUUACUAAGGAAAAAGCGAUCAGCAACAGCGGUCAAACUGCUGCUAACAGUGACAAUACUAUCAAGCUAGAAGUUAUCAACAAUAGAGGCAUUAUUACAACUUAUACUUUCAACCAACCAACGCCAGGAAUAUAUGGCCAAAACCCGAGCAUCGAGAACCAGUUGAGAUCUCUUGGCAUAAUUAAGUUUCUGGAACUUAUAUAUAAUCCGCAUAACUUUAUGUUCUUGUGCGACCAUCCUCCAGUCAAGUUCUCAUCGUCGUUCUUAGGGAAAUAUGAUGAUAAAUGUUUUGGGAACCACCACAGAGUCCAGUUUAAUUCAGUUCUAUCUCUGUGUCUUUAUACAUACAACGUGAUAUACGGGAGUAACUCCUUAAACUAUGCUGAAAUUAAAAUUACUUCAAGUAAUCAAAUAUUUGUUGUAUUCUAUGGCGAUGAUUUUGUUAACAUUUGUUUGCCAAUGUUCAUGAGAUAUAAUUACUGUAAAGACGAGGAUUUGUUUACUCUGUGUCAAGAGAAUAAUCAAAGUUUUGCAUUUUUUCAUUCCAAACGUUGUCCACGUUCACCACACCUACACGCUGACUACUUUUCAUUAAUUAUGCUCAAUUAUGUUAAUGGAAAUAGAGAGUGUAUAAGAACCAUUUGUCAGGGAAGUCAUAUGUUCAUCGACGGCGAGGUAGCUGGACUUCGUUUUCGGGUAACCAAUUUUAAUGUACUAAUAAAUAACACUUCCUGCUUUCAUAAAGUUAAUCCCAUUCGUUUAUUUGCUGCAGAUGAGAUAUACUAUAUUACAACUAACAUUCACUGGCCUUGCUGCUACCCUAAUUAUUUUGUGGCAUGGAAAGGUUGCCCAGAAGAACGUGGAUUGAUCGGUGCAUGGAAUUACCUGCCGCUAUCGUGUCGGAUAAGUGAGCUGGUACUUAUCGUGAUUGUGGCAGUGAUAAUGGUUAGUGGAGUGGUGGGCAACUUGAUGGUGGUAGUUGUGAUGCUGAUGGUGAUGGUAAUGGAGAACGGGCCACAAGAAGGACACGAGUCCAUUAUGCUUCGCACCUCCCUCGCUUUCUCUGACUUAUUAGUGUCUCUUUUUGUUGUUGUUCCUUCAUUUUAUUACCACCUGGAACCAUUUUUUACUCUGUUUUAUCGCCUUUUGAUAGACAGCCCAUACCUAAUCAGGGAGGACGAUUUUAUUUUGUUUUCUUACAUUAAACCGUUUGAUGAGGGAUUUCCUCUCUUUCAGGCUUUCUUGUUCUGCCUAUACUCCAUUGUAUCAUUAUUAACACUCUUUCUGUUGAGCGUGGAGAGGUUGGUGUUCUUCAGUAGACCCUCAAAGUACUGCGAAUACUUUACAGUGAGGCGGGUGUGGGCAGCAAUAACAUUCACUUGGGUUCUUGGCUUCCUUGACACACUCCUCUUCAUGUAUCACAGGGAUGGCUACUUUGUAACUCACUGGUCAACUUUCAACAAACUUCCCAUAUUCUUCUCAGUAUUUCAUCCAGAUAGCGUGUUCUAUAAGACACUGCAUAAUAGUCAGCUGGUACUAUUAGAAACGAUCAGCUAUUGUACUAUUGUUGUCUCUGUGCUAGCAAUCUGGACCUUCCAGAAACAACAGGCAAGAGAGUCUCGGGAAUGGAACAAAGAUAAUAUGGGAUAUUCAGGGCCAAGAGAUAAGGAAAAUAGACACAUUUUGGUGACUCAAAUUGUAAUGACUGUGUGCCUCUUUGUCUCUAACGUCCCCUUACACAUUAACAUAUUUUUCAUCUUCUUGACAGAAGGUCUAUCUAGCAUCUACAAAUAUGAACUGAUUUCUUAUAUUUGCUGGUGGCUCUUUCUCUCUGGAACAGCCUGGAACCGAUGGAUCUACAAUGCUCAGAGCAGAAAGUUCAGAAAUGACGCAACUCGGGCACUAAGAAAAAUCAUCCCUUGGAUGAGAGGUAAAGAUGAGAACACUGUAGGGAGGACGAAAAUGUUGUUAGCUCUGGGACUAGAAGCUAAACAAGAAUAACAGAUAAUAUUUUCCGCCUUCGAUUUAAUCUUAGUCAUGAUUACAAGUUUGUGUCGCACUGACUGGCUGGUUUAUGUGCUUAAAGCUUCUUAACUACAUGAGAAUCAUUGAAAUUUAAUCUAACCUUGUUCAUUACCAGUCAAGAAUGUUAUAAUACUUAAAUCACGGAUUACAGUAAACUCUGCUUAUACACUUCUUAGUGCAAAUAACCUUGAUGUACUGCAGUGCAGAAAACAAAAUGUCUGAAUGAUCAUUUUCCAAAUCUUAUCUAAGAUUUGCUUCAAGUUUUAAUUGUCAUUUUAUUAGAUUUGUAAUAUAAUAAACAUAUUUUUUAUUUCUGCUUCAAGGAACGUUAGAAGAUGUUGGCGAGGGGCUCUUGAUUCAAGGUAUGCGAGCCUGACCUCCCCUUCCAUUAAUUGUUUUUCAAGCUCGCAGGUUCUCUGGGGCCCCUACGGGCUUAACUCUCCUCCCAAGAAAGCAAAGUUCUUGGAAUGAGAGUUAUUAUAAUUUAUAAUGAACUUGUUAUCCCCUUCUCAUGUAUAACAAAGACAAAAACAAUAUGACCCAUUCAUAGAAUAAAUUUUGCUACCUAUUAUCAUCGUUCCUCAGUUGGUGCAGUGUAGAUUAUGUGUCUUACAAGACAGGAGUGUGUGUUAGUAAAAUGUAAAACUGUGUCUUAAUGCUGUGAUAUUUGAGUCGGAGUUGUGCAAGAGUGAGCUGAUAGGUUUACCUGGAGUUUACCUGGAGAGAGUUCCGGGGGUCAACGCCCCCGCGGCCCGGUCUGUGACCAGGCCUCCUUAGGUCAGUGUCCCAGGAUGCGACCCACACCAGUCGACUAACACCCAGGUACCCAUUUUACUGAUGGGGAACAUAGACAACAGGUUGAAAGAAACACGUCCAAUGUUUCUACUCUGGCUGGGAAUCGAACCCAGGCCCUCGCCGUGUGAAGCGAGAGCGUUAACCACCAGGCCACCAGAGCCCUGGAGUUUACCUGGAGAGGGUUUUGGGGGUCAACGCCAACGCGGUUCGGUCUGAAACUAGGCCUCACGGUGAAUCAGGGUCUGAUCAGCAAGGCUGUUACUACUGGCCUCAUGCAAGCUGACGUACGAACCACAGCCCGGUUGGUCAGGUACUGACUUUAGGUGCCUGUCCAGUGCCUUCUUAAGACAGCCAGGGGUCUGUUGGUAAUCCCCUUUAUGUAUGCUGGGAGGCAAUUGAACAGUCUUGGGCCCCGGACGCUUACUGUGUUGUCUCUCAAUGUACUCGUUGUGCCCCUGCUUUUCAUUGGGGAAUGUUAAGUUUAAUUUGUGAUAGUAAGUUAGGUGUGAAAUUUAGUUACAGGUGAUGGCAAUUUGGAGGUUCGUAUUAGUGAGCUAAUGAGUUGUUGAAAGAAUAUGGAAUUGAGAUAUUUGGCUGUUGGUAGGAAAGGAAAUUAAAAGCUGGACGGAAGGUUGGGGAGAGAGUUAAUAGGUUGAUAGAUGGGUAUGGAAGUUAGUGAAUUAGUUGUUGUAAAGAAGCGGAAUUUAAUUGUUUGAAAGGACGUAGAAGAGUUAAGGAAGUAGCUAUUAAUUAAUAGAUUUUUUGAAAUAUGUGGAAGUUAGUUAAUUGCUUGUUAGAAAGAUGUGGAAAUUAGUCACUGAUUUGCUAGAAAUGGAAUGUAAAUACGUGAAACUGAAUUGUAUAAGUCUUCUAGAGAGAUUUUGAGUUAUGUAAACAGUGUGUUUAUAAGGUAUUGCAAGAGUUUUCAGGUUCUUGAGGUGCGGCAGCUAAUUUUAGAGAUGUCACUGCUAGAUGUCAUGAUGUGACCUUCAUGAGUUCAUGAUGUCAAGGAAAAUUUUUAACAAAUACAGUGUUAUGAAAAGUAAAGAAAGAAUGAGAUUAAGUGAUUGGAUUAUUUCCACAUUGUAAUGAAAAUAUAACAAGAUUCAGUAAAUUUAUUUCAGAAAAUGAGCAACAGAAUAUAUGUGGAAAUAAAUGGUAUAAAAUAUCGACACAAUGGAAAUAUAAACACAUAAGUAGUAUAAUGUUAUGGUUUAUGACAACGUUUCGCCCACACAGUGGGCCUAUCAAAUCACAAACAGAUCUGUUUGUGACUUGAUAAAGCCAACUGUGUGGGCGAAACGGUGUCAGUAAACUGAUGUAAAUUACAUAAACUUUUUGGGUAAAUUGUAGACAGCCUGUACUGUCUGCACAGACAGCCCAUGCUGUCUGCCAGCUUAGUUCAUAUUUUGUGCCACUCAGGUGUUGCCCUCUGUAGCCAUGCCUCUCGGUGGCCACUUCAGCCUGCCUGGCCUUGCCACGCUCUGACUCACACAGCGGCCUAGCAGCAAGACACAAGUACCCCCAGCUCUCUCUCGUGGGAUGGCCCUUCCCGGGCCAUGGGCACAACACAAGCCUGUGUACCCACCACGACUUAACAAUAAAGAAAGAAGCCUCCGAAGAAGACAUUUAUCAUUAACCACCCGCUACAGCCUACCAAAUAAACCCAUUAAACAUUGGUAGCAGUGGUGGUCACAGCAGUUGUUUGCCCGGAGAGAGGAAGGAGAGGUAUGAAGUCAUCUUCACUUCAUCAUCCUACACAACAAGCAUCCGUCUCUCAACGAGUUAUCCUGAUGUCGUGUCUGCACGUUUGAGCAUCCAGACAUAGGUACAAGCAGGAUCCAGCUGAAAUUUGCCGAAAUUCUCCGAGAAUUGUAAGUGACCCCACGCUACAGCAUCCCACGCUACAGCAUCCCACGCUACAGCGUCCCACGCUGUUUCUCAGGUCACAUGUUCAGCGUCAGUUGUAUGUUGCUGCUGUUGUUGUUCAGCUCAGCACAGCUGUUUCAGCAAGACAGAGGUGAGUUUUGUGGUGAUUUCUGCAUCCAGUGUGAGCUUCUCCACGUGUUUGUGGGUGGGGGAGGAGGAGAGGAAGUGGCUGUUCCUCACCUUGCCCAUGCUCACCCUACUCACGCUCACCCGUCUACCAUACACCACUCACCACUGCUCACUCCCUCUGCUGUGUUUUCUGCUGUUUUUCGUGUGAUUCAUUGCCAGAGCUGUGUAUCCGAGUGCCCGAGGCCACUUGAAGCUACGUGGAUCAGCAUGCCACGUAGAUCACGACGCCACGUAGAUCACGACGCCACGUGGAUCACGAUGCCACGUGGGUGUGGGCGAUGUCACGUAUAUCUACAGGCCACGUGAGUUACCAGAUGUCCCAGGCCACAUGCUGUGGUCUGCUGCUUGCAUCACAUUGACGUUACCGACGAUGCUCCCCGACUUCAUGACGUCACGAUGUCUGCCUGACGUCACCUCGAGAUGUCUGCUGACGUCAGUGCUGCUGGCGUCAUCACGCCUGACAUCACAUGAUGUCACCAUCAAGUGUUCAGUAAUUAUUAAAAUAUUGUCGAGAAGACUAAGAGAAGAUAUAUGUCGUGUGUUAAUUCCUCUCAGUCAGUGUUCUCACAUGUUAGUGUACCGCAUGUACAGUGGUGUGUUUAAAGUUUCCGUGUGUCCAGUGAGGUCUGAGCCAGACCUGAGUAGCACCACUGUGUUAAGUCACCAGUGUGACCAGUGUGUUUGAGAGUUAUCAGACAGCCCCGAGUGACCGAGCCCUCUUGUACAGAAAGCUUUUAUGCUCGUCGCUUGUGAUGUUCUGCAGAAUCGUACCUGCUAUGAUUCCCAUCGAGAUUUGUUUCACUUCACCUCCAGACUGUCAGAGUGCAGUUAUAUGUAGAGAAACAAGUCUGGGGAUGCUCAGACUAACCUCUGCUAUAACUCCAACUGCCGAGAGAUUGAUACUCGCCAAGCCGCAGUUAGCCACUGUCGGCAGGCGCUGUGUCAGCCUCGUGUCACAAGCUUCAGUGAGCAGCCUUCACUUUGACUGCUAGCUCUUUCACUGCAGUCUGGUGUAUGAUGUUACGACUCCCAGAUGUUUCGCCCAGUCGUCUCUGCCACGACUCAUUCGACAACUCGCUCCACGCUCGCCGGCAGUGACAGCUCAGCUACAGUACCAGUCGAGAAGUGUCCUCCUGAGUCGCUUGCCAGAAGUCCUACCCAGUUGCUGAGUUUUGUCGACGCCUCACUCGAGGGCACCAGCAUGUCAUGCCCCAGGUUGAGUGAAACCUGCAGCGACUCCUACGAUGUCCGCUUCACCAUUCCAGAGGAGACCGUAACCUGUAACGUCACAGCUCAGCCGCAGCGAUGUCUCCUGUGUUGCAGUAUCUGUCCAGACGCAGGAAGGCGUGCAGUGAUGCCCUUCGACGCUCACUGCCUAUAACCACGAUGUUUAGCACACCCACAUGUUUUUUCUUCCCUCCCUGUAGGAAGUUUUUUUUUCCAUGUUAAUAUGUAUAUAUAUAUUUUUAUUUUGUGUUCUGUGCCCUGUUCCUACGAGAGAGAGACCGAGCUCCUUUUACCACCAGUAUUGUCGCGUCGGGACAACGCAUGGUAGGUGGCCGAGCGUAUGUAGACAGCCUGUACUGUCUGCACAGACAGCCCAUGCUGUCUGCCAGCUUAGUUCAUAUUUCGUGCCACUCAGGUGUUGCCCUCUGUAGCCAGGCCUCUCGGUGGCCACUUCAGCCUGCCUGGCCUUGCCAUGCUCUGACUCACACAGCGGCCUAGCAGCACGACACAAGUACCCCCAGCUCUCUCUCGUGGGAUGGCCCUUCCCGGGCCAUGGGCACAACACAAGCCUGUGUACCCACCACGACUUAAUAAAGAAAGAAGCCUCCGAAGAAGACAUUUAUCAUUAACCACCCGCUUGCAGCAUCUACCAAAUAAUCCCGUUAUAAAAUUCGUUUGUGAUGUAAGUGUUUGAGGCGACAUUUUGCGUCUUAGUGACGUAGGUAAAGAAAUGCCAAGAAGAAUUCUUGGA
Cherax quadricarinatus is the source of this 7253-nucleotide messenger RNA. RefSeq lists its product as uncharacterized. Gene Ontology annotation, cellular component: plasma membrane. The record is from RefSeq and is a predicted model, not a curated record. Gene Ontology annotation, biological process: G protein-coupled receptor signaling pathway. Lineage: Eukaryota; Metazoa; Arthropoda; Malacostraca; Decapoda; Parastacidae. Gene Ontology annotation, molecular function: G protein-coupled receptor activity.